This is a messenger RNA of Danio rerio (zebrafish), 1746 nucleotides long. Lineage: Eukaryota; Metazoa; Chordata; Actinopteri; Cypriniformes; Danionidae. The record is from RefSeq and is a predicted model, not a curated record.
UCAAUGGAUUUUCUGUUUCAGCUGUGAAUAUUUAACCAUGCUGAACUGAACUAAACUGAACUUCAACUCUGAAACUGGACUGACAGUUUCAAUUUACUAGAACUUUUAUGUUAAGCUGCUUUGAAACAAUUUACAUUGUAAAAGUGGUAUAGAAAUAAAGAUGAAUUGAAUUGAAAAACAUAAUGAAUACUGCGGCAAUUUGAGUUAAGUUUAAUAAUUAUUGUACAUAGGCUCUUUCUGUACUGCAAUUGUGUUGCUAUUUUUUUUACAUGCUAACUACUUUUGUACAAACGGAUGGAUAGCGACUGGAUGGCUUUCCUGAUGUAACGUUAGCCUAAAUAGUAUGUGACAUUUCAAACUUUAAUUUCUUUUAUAGUCUUUCUUAACUUUAAAUGGUAAUUCGUGUGUUUAUUUAUUUUAAUAAUUAAUUACUUUUAGGAAAAGAUAAAUAUUAAAGCUCAUAGACUCACGCACAAAUGUAUUGAGCAGCGGCCUCUGCUGACAAGAUUUGUUCAAACGCUCCAAGUAUAUCCGCCCGGAAGUGACGCAUGCACUGAUUGUCAAUCGAGUCCGCUUAGAACCUCAAUGGAUGGUUUGCGUUGAAUGCCUGACCAAAAGCUAUUUGGUGCUUUUUAUAGUAGCAAGGAGAUAAACACCGUCAUGGGACUCAGGUGUUUAUUCGGCUGUGACAGCACUCGGUCUUUGUUCCGUUUCCCAACUUUAGCUUGGUUAAGAGUGAAAUGGCUGGAGUUCACGCACUUUGAGGAAAGCGCUAUUAAUGCAAGCUCGCGUCUGUGUCAUCGACACUUUUCUAAGUAUUGUUUUACCAACUUUGAAAUGGUGGCUGCGGGAUUUGCCGUCAACCUCCAGCUGUCAGCCACAGCAGUUCCUACUAUUUACACUGUAGGAGCAUCAUCGUCUCCCUCACGACCAGCGACUAAAGAUGUUGGCUGUCAGUGCGACCCCUCGCGAAGCAGUUUUGGCACUCAAGUCAGACAGGCUAUGAAGCUCAGGAGGAGUAAAGCAAUUCAGGUGAAUCCUGUGGCCAAAAGAGAGUCUACUAUGAGCGAUGUCUGUGGCAAAAUCUUUGAUUCAUCAGUUUGUACAUCAAUGCCAAUUAAGCGACAGAGACGGAAAGACAUUAGUUUUAGCCCCUUUUCAUCUCCAGCCAGCUCAAGUUCCACACAGCCAGAUUCAACCUUUCUGCCAGAUGACACUGGAAAGACUACUAUGUUGCAUUCUGACAGACAGCUUGCUCCAGUUGUUUAAAACUGGUACUGUGUGUACACAUGAAUGCAGACUGGAGAAAUAUGAUUGACAGACAUCAGCACCUCCAAAUCCUGAUUCUGUUUCAGCACUGGUCAGUUCUCAAUACAGUCUUGAAAAAUGCUGAAAGUAUGUUCAGCCGAGAAUAGGACACAGAAGAGAAGAGAAACAGUCUACACUUCAGCUUUUAUAAACAAUUUGAUUUCACUUUGAGGGUGCGCUCACACUAUGCUAUCUGAACCGUACCCAGUCGCAUUUCCCAGUUCAUUUGACAAGUGUGAGGGCUUCGAAUCGGGUGCAGACGUGGUUCAGUUGGUCAGCACUGGCCCGGUAGGAAGAGGUAUGCCAGAGCGUGGUUCGGUUGGACUUGGAGUGUGGGACGCUUGUAGUGUGAGUGCAAAGCACCCCUGAGCCUGAAACUGAAGAUCUGGGGCCUGUUUCAGUAAGGAGGUUCAAACAACUCAGAGUUUAAACUUGAAC